Messenger RNA from Etheostoma cragini (Arkansas darter), 812 nucleotides. Its product is annotated as heat shock cognate 71 kDa protein-like. The transcript is spliced from 4 exons. Gene Ontology annotation, biological process: cellular response to unfolded protein; vesicle-mediated transport; protein refolding. Gene Ontology annotation, cellular component: cytosol; cytoplasm; nucleus. The record is from RefSeq and is a predicted model, not a curated record. Lineage: Eukaryota; Metazoa; Chordata; Actinopteri; Perciformes; Percidae. Gene Ontology annotation, molecular function: ATP binding; heat shock protein binding; misfolded protein binding. Bases 1 to 711 code for a protein of 236 amino acids.
AUGACUGUCCUUAUCAAGAGGAACACCACCAUCCCGACCAAGCAAACACAGACCUUUACCACCUACUCAGACAACCAACCUGGUGUGCUUACUCAGGUUUAUGAAGGCGAAAGAGCCAUGACCAAGGAUAAUAAUAUCCUGGGCAAGUUUGAGUUGACUGGUCUUCCACCUGCUCCCAGAGGUGUCCCUCAGAUUGAGGUAACCUUUGACAUUGAUGCCAAUGGCAUUCUUAAUGUGUCUGCAGUGGACAAAAGCACCGGAAAGGAGAACAAGAUCGCCAUUACCAAUGAUAAAGGGCGGUUGAGCAAGGAGGACAUUGAGCAAAUGGUGCAGGAGGCAGAGCAGUUUAAGGCUGAAGACGAGGCCCAGAGGGAGAAGGUCACAGCCAAAAACUCCCUUGAGUGUCUGGCCUUCAACAUGAAGAGCACCGUGGAGGAUGAGAAGCUCCAAGACAAGAUCAGCCCCGAGGACAAAAAGACCAUUGUAGACAAGUGCAAUGAAGUUAUUUCUUGGCUGGACAAGAACCAGACGGCAGAGAAGGAUGAGUAUGAUCACCAGCAGAAGGAACUAGAGAAGGUGUGCAACCCUAUCAUCACCCAGCUGUAUCAGGGGGGUAUGCCAGGAGGGAUGCCUGGAGGAAUGCCAGGAGGAUUCCCUGGUGGAGCUGGAGGUAGCUCCUCCUCUGGCCCAACUAUUGAGGAGGUCGACUGAACACUGUACUGAAUAGUAUUAUUAUAAUACUAGUUUCUUUAUCUCAGAUCCCAACACAGACUUAAAGCUGUUUACUAAGCCAGAUCAAAUAUUUGAUUACA